UCCUCCUAUUCUGUCAGUGAGCCGCUGCAGCCCCAUCCCCGGUCCGCUCCCCGCCCGGCUCCAAGGCAACGGCAGAGAGGAUGGAGCCCACAUAAGAGACGCGCCGCCGACCGCCUUUCUACCGUAACGCCGUUCAAAAAGGGAUCGUAUAAAAAGACAAGGAGCAACCGGGACAGCGUUCGGCUUUAAACGGGACCCCCGCCAUGGGCUGCGUCGGUUCCAAGAAGGAGCAGGAGUCGCUCGGCAAAGGAAUGGGCAGCGAGCAGUUGCAGAGCCGCUCCCAGACCCUCCACUACGUGAAAGACCCCACCACAGGGACCUCCACCUCCAAGGCCAGCAGAGCGUCGUCGAACCUGCCGCCGGGCCUGUCAGAUGCAGAGAGCAUCGCCAUCGCGCUCUUCGAUUACGAGGCCAUGCACGAGGGAGACCUGGGCUUCAAGAAGGGAGACAAGCUGAAGAUCUUACAGGAAUCAGGGGAAUGGUGGAGCGCCAUGUUGAUCAGCACGGGCCAGGAGGGCUUCAUCCCCAGUAACUAUGUGGCCAAAGACACCCUGGAGACAGAAGAGUGGUUCUUCAAGGGCGUGAGCAGGAAGGAUGCUGAGAGGCAGCUGCUGGCCUCAGGCAACUCCAUGGGCUCCUUCAUGAUCAGAGACAGUGAAACCACCAAAGGUAGCUACUCUCUAUCUGUCAGAGACAGUGAUGCCCAGGCCGGUGAAACAGUCAAGCAUUAUAAGAUUCGUACACUGGACAACGGAGGAUUCUACAUCUCCCCUCGCAUCACCUUCAACACCCUACAGGACCUGGUCAGCCAUUACAAAAAGCAGGGAGAUGGCCUCUGCCAGACCCUGACAAACCCCUGCAUCAACCCCAAACCCCAGAAACCCUGGGAGAAAGAUGCCUGGGAGAUCCCAAGAGAGUCACUCAAACUGGAGAAGAGGCUCGGCGCGGGGCAGUUUGGAGAGGUCUGGAUGGCUACAUACAAUAAGCACACAAAGGUGGCAGUGAAGACCAUGAAACCUGGCAGCAUGUCGGUGGAGGCCUUCCUGGCUGAGGCCAACCUGAUGAAGACUCUGCAGCAUGACAAGCUGGUUCGGCUAAAUGCUGUGGUCACUAAGGAGGAGCCCAUCUACAUCAUUACUGAGUUCAUGGAGAAAGGUAGCUUGCUGGACUUCUUGAAGAGCACCGAAGGCAACCGUGUCCAGCUCCCUAAACUCAUCGAUUUCUCCGCCCAGAUUGCAGAGGGUAUGGCGUACAUUGAACAGAGGAACUAUAUCCACAGAGACCUGCGAGCUGCAAACAUCCUGGUCAACAAGGCUUUAGUAUGCAAAAUUGCAGAUUUUGGACUUGCCCGCAUCAUCGAGGACAAUGAGUACACUGCCAGGGAAGGAGCCAAGUUCCCCAUCAAGUGGACCGCUCCAGAGGCCAUCAACUAUGGCUCUUUCACCAUCAAAUCAGACGUCUGGUCCUUUGGUAUUUUGCUCACUGAGAUUAUCAGUUAUGGACGCACGCCAUACCCAGGGAUGACCAACCCAGAGGUGAUCCGCUCCCUAGAGAAGGGCUACCGCAUGCAGCGCCUGGACAGCUGUCCCAAAGAACUCUAUGAGAUCAUGUUGGAAUGCUGGAAGAACAAACCUGAAGACCGGCCCACCUUUGAAUACCUUCAGAGUGUUCUGGAAGACUUCUACACCGCUACAGAGAGCCAGUACCAGCAGCAACCAUGAAAGCCAACAUACAGAGACACAUCUACCAUCGCCCUAUUACAUAAAUACAUACAGUAUGCUCUCCCUCUCUCUCUCUCUCUCUCUCUCUCUCUCUCUCUGUCUCUCUCUCAUGAACAUACAAAUUCACUCACACAUACACAAUUAUGAUGUCAUCAUGUGCUACACAGCCGCAGUAUGUACCAUAUAUAACGGUCUUUCUGAGAGACUGCUGUUGCACGUAGAUGCAACAAUACACGUGCUUGCCUCAAAACAAAAGAUUUGAGGUCACCUGAAAGCAGUCAAAUGGAAAACAGCCGAUUUUUGCAAUAGUCUAAUACACAUUGUGCAUCCAUUAUACCAAUGGUGUAACCAAAUGUGUGCUCUGUCCUGCUUCCUUCAAAAAGGUUUGUUAUUUACAAUUCAGCAAGCAAAAAUGCCUUUGUCCAAAUUUCCUGUUAUGAAGUGUAUAGCAGUUUGCUUUGUAAAAGAAAAAGAAGAAAAAAGAUUUAAUUCACAGAGUAUGAGGUGGAUAGUUGAUGACAUUUUAUAUACAUUUUCCGUCUAUUUAUGGCCCAUAGAUUUUUCUAUACACUAUGAUUGAUUUCAGCGUUAUUCCCUAUCUGUGCCUUUCUGCAGUAGUCAUGUUAUUCAUUCAGGGUUAAACAUCUCAAGGCUUUAUGUGUUCUGUAUGCACUGUACAUAUGCUGAUAUUAUGCAUAAUCAUACAAAUAUCCAGGGUGAAGGUGUUUGGUGAGAAGUCCUAGGAAUAAAUGUUCUUAGUGUUUUCAAAUGUUUAACCUGUUUUUGGUGAAUUGAUUAUAAAUACAUGGUGGUUCACCACGUGAUUUGGCCUUCGUGACCUUUUCUGUGUGGAAUGGAAAAUUAACUUUAACAAAAUAAUAAUUUAUUUGUGCGUAUGAUGCUCCUCUUGCCCUUCCAUUUCCUUUCUUCUUGGAGUUUUUAAUCUUUUCCAAAGCAAAAAAAAAAAAAAAAAAAAUUUUAAAUUGUAAAAACAAUGUGAUUUUAGGAACUGUGAAUACUGCGGGUUUUAUUGUAAAGGGUAUCCAACUGGAGGGCAUUAACAACGUGGACAGCCCGUUUUUAGUCCCAGCUGGGGUAAAUUCUGGGGUAUUUUUCCCACGCUGUGCGUCGCAAAUUGUGGUCACCGACUCCCCUAUGGAUGGCCUGAGGGGGGCCGCGUCGCAGGGUCGUCUUAGUGGGACGCGCUUGCAACUGAGGUACGGAAACGUGGAGGACACCACGUGACGGUCCGGACUGCGGUCCUGGUCCUGGUCCUGGGGUCUGGGGUCUGGGGUCUGGGCGGCUGUGUGCUUGUCCAAACGUCAGAUGUUUGUUUCAGUCAUUUUUGUCUUUUGUUGUUUUACAACCUUGUGUGUGUACGGGUGCGUGUUUGCCACAAGCCUCAUUUUUUAGGUCUACAAUUAAAAUGU
Molecule: messenger RNA, 3151 nt
Organism: Lampris incognitus (smalleye Pacific opah)
Lineage: Eukaryota; Metazoa; Chordata; Actinopteri; Lampriformes; Lampridae
Gene: hck
Product: HCK proto-oncogene, Src family tyrosine kinase
Exons: 13
Coding region: 204-1721 (505 amino acids)
Biological process (GO): innate immune response; cell surface receptor protein tyrosine kinase signaling pathway; cell differentiation
Cellular component (GO): extrinsic component of cytoplasmic side of plasma membrane
Molecular function (GO): non-membrane spanning protein tyrosine kinase activity; ATP binding; signaling receptor binding
Source: RefSeq, a predicted model, not a curated record